CUGAACAAGGAAUCCGAGAUGGAGGAGCUGGAGUCCAACCACCGCGUGGAGGUGAAGGUGUACCUGCAGCGCGUGAAGCACCUGGAAUACGAGCUGGAGCGGACGGACAUCGACAUCGAGCGGGACGGGAACGAGGCCAAGCUGCGGGAAAAGCAGUACUUCGACCGGCGCACCGAGAAGAUGAAGGAGGAAAAGAAGCUCUUCAAGGAGAACUAUGGAAAAUUCGAGAAGAACUACAUCCUCACCUCCGACGACCUGGAGAAGGAGCAGCGCCUGGCCGAGGAGGUCAACCGCAAGGAGAACAAGAGCAUCCUCCAGGAGCUCGAGCACAAGUACCAGACCCGCUACGAGCGCCUGGUCGAGGACCUCGAGCUCAAGUUCAAAGUCGACCAGCACGAGCUCGAGGAGCGCAAGAACCUGCACAUCAACGAGUUGGUGCGGAACUUCGAAGAGGCCUUCGCGAACCUCAAGGCCUACAACAACGAAACCACAUCCGACAAACCUGCGGUCGCCAACACCAAGCGCCUCAUCGCCGAGCUGACCGAGAGCAACAAAAACGAAAAGGGCCCGCUCGAGCGACUCCGCAAGAAGAAGGCUGACAAGAUGCUCAAGCUCAAGUACUUCGAGAAAGAGAAGAACAGUCUCCAGAACUACAAGAGCAAGCUCCACGUCCUCAAGGAAAAGCGCCUCCGCCUUCACAAGGAGCGCAAGGACCUGGAUGACGAGAUCGACCGGCUGGAGCAGGUCAAGAAGCACGCCGAGCUGAAGAACGUGAUCCUGAACCAGCGGCUGGAGAGCCUGGCCGAAAAGCUCGAGGAGAAGGAAGUCAACAUGACCCGCAUCACCCAGAUCAGCCCCAUCGACCGCGCAGUCGAAGACAUCCGCAGGAAGGUCUACCAGUAGCUCGAGGAGAAGAACGCCACCAUCCGCAACCUCCAGUACACGAUCCACCACGCCACCAAGGCCUACAACGACGCCAUCCGCGUCUACGAGACCAAGCUCGUCGAGUUCGGCAUCCCCGAGGAGGAGCUGGGCUUCCAGCCCCUCGAGACGCCCACCUCGACCAUGCCGGCCGGGCUGGUCGCUUCCUGA
This is a messenger RNA of Hippocampus zosterae (dwarf seahorse), 1092 nucleotides long. RefSeq lists its product as uncharacterized. Gene Ontology annotation, biological process: cell motility. The record is from RefSeq and is a predicted model, not a curated record. Lineage: Eukaryota; Metazoa; Chordata; Actinopteri; Syngnathiformes; Syngnathidae. Gene Ontology annotation, cellular component: microtubule; Golgi apparatus; motile cilium. Gene Ontology annotation, molecular function: microtubule binding; small GTPase binding.